GGUCCCCGGACGCAAACCGCCGAGGCUCCCCGGGGGGCUUAGCUAGCUGUGAGGCAAUAUUCCUGCCUACGCCUCGCGAUUCCUACUGCCCAUGCGACACAGCGAAUGUAAGUCUCCAUCCUUCGUCGCAGACAGCUUCGCAUAGCUCCCGCCCUACACAUCAUGUCGGGUCGCAACAGCAAUUCCGACGACUCGUCUCGCGUUCCCAACGGCGCGUUCCCCCGCGAAAGCCUCCCCAAGGAACUUCAGAAAAUUGUCGACAGACACAGUCAAGAUGACUGGAUGGAUGACCUCUACGAAGGCGCCACGCCCGACACUACAGACACCAGCAUGCGGUACGCUGCGUAUGCAAACCGGCUGCGCACCAUCAUGCUCAGUGCCCACCGAUACGUUGCCUACACCUCCGACAUAGGCGAGUCCUUCCGGCCUGUCGCACACCCUUGGCUCGUCAGAGGCGCGUACGGCAUCUCGUGGGCAUAUAUUCUCGGCGACGUCGGCAACGAAGGUUGGAGGGCCUACAAAAGAAACCAGAAGCGGUUACACCCUGACGGUGACGAGUAUCGCGAUGCAAGCCAGAAAUCAGAGGCGGCGCAGCAGUUAACGCGGCAACCGGUGCAUAUACCUGCCAUCGAGGACUACCGGAGUGUCAUGGCGCAGAGGGCGGUGUUCCAGAGUCUUGCGUCGAUGGGUCUGCCUGCGUUCACGAUUCACAGUAUCGUCAAGUACUCGGGGAAGGCUAUGAAGAACGUCCAGAAUGUCAAAGUAAGGACAUGGGGUCCAAUUGGGCUCGGUUUAGCAGCCGUCCCGGCACUUCCGUAUUUGUUCGACAAGCCUGUGGAGGAGGCUGUAGAAUGGACCUUCUACCAGGCGUUCCGUGCUAUUGGUGGAGAAAGAGCCGUGGGAGACAGGCAUGCCAUUGGCAGACAAGAUGCCAUCAAGGCCGAAGUAAAACUACUGAAAGAAAGGAAGGAAUUAUAGAGCGUCAAAGGAUAAAAAAGCGGUCUCUAGCUCGUCCUGUUUCAUUAGCCCGCCACUCGUCUUGGGAAGUAACUGUACAUGUCCAAUUCGCUUCUCAUCAAUGAUAUUCAUACAACUGGAGUCUUCUGGAUCUCCAGGUACUCCCAGUUGCAUGCUCUGAGUUACAAAGCGCAUGAAACAGCAGCUUGUACCUAAUCAGCACUGAUCGUCAGCCC
This is a messenger RNA of Exophiala xenobiotica, 1193 nucleotides long. RefSeq lists its product as uncharacterized. Gene Ontology annotation, cellular component: mitochondrion. Gene Ontology annotation, biological process: mitochondrial fission. Bases 163 to 978 code for a protein of 271 amino acids. Lineage: Eukaryota; Fungi; Ascomycota; Eurotiomycetes; Chaetothyriales; Herpotrichiellaceae. The record is from RefSeq and is a predicted model, not a curated record. The transcript has 2 exons.